AUGUCCAAUCCAGGCCUGGUCGACAACUCGCCCUUCAACGCCGAACCCGCCGCCCCGAUUUCCACUGCCUCCAAUCUGAUUCUCAUCGACAACUACGAUUCAUUUACCUGGAACGUCUACCAAUACCUUGUCCUCGAGGGCGCAACCGUCACUGUCUACCGCAACGAUGAAAUCACUCUCGACGAAUUGAUCGCCAAAAACCCCACUCAGUUGGUCGUCAGCCCCGGUCCCGGCCAUCCCGAAACAGACUCAGGCAUCAGCAAGGAUGCCAUCCGCCACUACGCUGGCAAGAUCCCCAUCUUCGGUGUCUGCAUGGGAGAACAAUGCAUUUACUCCGUCUUUGGUGGUACUGUUGAGAAGACUGGCGAGAUUCUGCACGGCAAGACCUCGCCUUUGCGACACGACGCCAAGGGUGUCUAUGCCAACAUCCCUCAGGACAUUCCCGUCACCCGCUACCACUCGCUCGCUGGUACUCAUCCGACCCUUCCCGAAUGUCUCGAGGUCUCUUCUUGGAUCGAUGUUGGUCCUGAUGGUGGAAAGGGUGUGAUCAUGGGUGUGCGCCACAAGGAAUACGUUGUUGAGGGUGUGCAAUAUCACCCCGAGAGUAUCUUGACUGAGGAGGGAAGACUACAAAUCAAGAACUUCCUGUACAUGCAGGGUGGUACCUGGGCCGAGAAUGAGCGUCUGCAAAAGGAGACCAAGUCAAAAGCACAGCCCGCAAAGACCAACGGUCAAACCAAGGACAAGCAGACCAACAUUCUCGAGAAGAUCUUCGCUCGUCGCAAGGAAUUGGUUGCCGCACAGAAGGAAAUCCCUUCGCAGAGACCCAUCGACCUCCAAGCCGCCCACGACCUGGACCUUUCACCGCCACUCAUCUCCUUCGCCGAUCGCCUGAAGCAAUCUCCGUACCAGCUGUCACUCAUGGCUGAGAUCAAACGUGCUUCUCCUUCCAAGGGCAUAAUUUCAAUCUCGACAUGCGCUCCUGCUCAAGCUCGCAUUUACGCUCUCGCCGGUGCCAGCACUAUCUCCGUCUUGACAGAGCCUGAUUGGUUCAAGGGCAGCAUCGAUGAUCUCAAGGCUGUUCGUCAAGCUCUGGCUGGUAUGCCCAACCGUCCCGCCGUUCUACGCAAAGAGUUUGUGUUCGACGAGUACCAGAUCUUGGAAGCCAGACUGGCAGGAGCCGAUACUGUUCUGCUCAUCGUCAAGAUGCUGGAUAUCGAGACUCUUCACAGACUAUACAAGUACUCGCAAUCUCUUGGCAUGGAGCCUCUGGUUGAGGUCAACAACGAAGAGGAGAUGAAGAUUGCUGUUGAUAUGGGCUCAAAGGUCAUUGGUGUCAACAACCGCAACCUUACAAACUUCGAAGUCGACUUGGAAACCACCAGCCGCCUCAUGUCGCUUGUUCCCAAGGAGACCGUCGUCUGCGCUCUCAGCGGUAUCGCUGGAUCUGAAGAUGUCGUUCCUUACCAAAAGAACGGUGUAGGUGCUGUCCUUGUUGGUGAGGCUUUGAUGCGCGCAAAGGAUACCGCUCAGUUUAUCUCUGAACUACUUGGCGGCAGUAUCAAGUCUCCUAGCAGCAAGUCUCAGAAGGCACCUUUGGUCAAGAUCUGCGGUACUCGCACUCCCGAGGCGGCAAAAGCUGCAGUCGAGGCCGGUGCAGACUUCAUUGGUAUCAUUCUGGUCAAGGGUCGCAAACGCUGCGUAUCCAACGAGACUGCUCUUGCAAUCUCAACAGUCGUCCACGAGCUACCUCGUGUCGCAUCAAACUUGGCUGUCACCGACGAAUCAUUGCCUGUCUCGGCGUCAAACUACUUCGACCACACAUCAACAUACAACUUGAAGCACCCGCGACAUGCAUUGCUUGUCGGUGUCUUCCAAAACCAGCCCCUCUCAUACAUCCUCGAACAACAAAAGCUUUUGGAUCUUGACAUUGUGCAACUACAUGGGUCCGAGCCUAUCGAGUGGGCAUCAUUGAUUCCUGUCCCUGUCAUCCGUGCCUUCCACCCUGGUGAUGCAGGUCUUGCUACUCGUGGAUACCACACCCUGCCUCUUGUCGAUUCAGGUGCUGGUGGCUCUGGUGAGCAGGUAGAUUUGACCAAGGUGCAACAACUAUUACAAAAGGACAGUGGCCUACGGAUCAUGCUUGCCGGCGGCCUCAACCCCAGCAAUGUUAAGCAAGUGUUCAGCGGCCUUGCCUCACAAAUCAGCCAGGUUGCUAUUCUGGACGUUAGCAGUGGUGUCGAGGAGAACGGCGAGCAGAGUGUCUCUAAGAUUCGCGAGUUCGUCGCCGCUGUCAAGGCUGGUCCUUGA
Aureobasidium pullulans EXF-150 is the source of this 2310-nucleotide messenger RNA. RefSeq lists its product as uncharacterized. Gene Ontology annotation, molecular function: anthranilate synthase activity; indole-3-glycerol-phosphate synthase activity; phosphoribosylanthranilate isomerase activity. The coding region runs from base 1 to 2310 and encodes 769 amino acids. The record is from RefSeq and is a predicted model, not a curated record. The transcript has a single exon. Gene Ontology annotation, biological process: L-tryptophan biosynthetic process. Gene Ontology annotation, cellular component: cytosol. NCBI's taxonomy places the organism in Eukaryota, Fungi, Ascomycota, Dothideomycetes, Dothideales, Saccotheciaceae.